Messenger RNA from Capsella rubella, 726 nucleotides. RefSeq names its product ethylene-responsive transcription factor ERF020. The record is from RefSeq and is a predicted model, not a curated record. Gene Ontology annotation, biological process: regulation of DNA-templated transcription. The transcript has a single exon. Lineage: Eukaryota; Viridiplantae; Streptophyta; Magnoliopsida; Brassicales; Brassicaceae. Gene Ontology annotation, molecular function: DNA-binding transcription factor activity; DNA binding. The coding region runs from base 1 to 453 and encodes 150 amino acids.
AUGGAUUCAUCAAAAGACGCCGGAGAAACUUACCAGAGCAAGUACAAAGGUAUCCGUCGUCGGAAAUGGGGAAAAUGGGUUUCGGAGAUUAGGGUUCCGGGAACUCGUCAACGUCUCUGGUUAGGCUCUUUCUCCACAGCCGAAGGCGCUGCCGUAGCGCACGACGUCGCUUUUUACUGCUUGCACCGACCAUCUUCUCUAGACGACGAAGCUUUUAACUUCCCUCACUUGCUCCCAACCUCUCUCGCUUCCAACACAUCUCCCAAAUCCAUCCAAAAAGCUGCUUCCGACGCUGGCAUGGCCGUGGACGCCGGAUUCAACCUAAACAACGACGGUGCUGCGUCUGGUAGUGGUGGCUAUGAAGGUAGAUCGUCGACUGCGAACAUGGAUGACGACAACAACGAUCUGAGUAUCUCCGUGUACGAUUACUUGGAAGACGAAGUACGUUUUUAGUAGUUCAUUGUAGAAUGUGCAUAAAUAGGGUUUAAUUAGGAUCUGUUUUUUUUUUUUUUAACUAUUUUCUGUUACACUUAUAGAAUCUUUUUUCCCCCACAUGAGCUUUUCAUUUCUCCGGCUUCUUUUUCUUAUGAUGUAGUACUUAUUAUAUCCAAAUAGCUCAACCGGUUAGAAAUGUUGUUUUGGUGUUUCAUAACCAAGUUUGAGUUGUUUUGUUCUCUUUGCAUAAGAAUCAUUUACAUUUUGUUGACCUAGUACCGUUUAAAACCA